UCCUCUCUCUUCCCCACCCUUCUCGUCGUCCCGCUCCGCCCUCUUUCCCGCCCUAUCCCAAUUACCUCGAGAGGCGUGUAUAAAAGCUGCAGGGGCGUCUCACAUCGUCAGCAGUUCUCCAGCAACAGCCGCCAACAUGAAGUUCAUCAUCUUCUCCUGCCUGACCGCCCUUGCCCUGGCCGCCCCUCAGCAGGUGAGCGACCGCGACCGCUUAGCUACCAUCACCCUCGACGAGAGGGUCGACAACGGCGACGGCACCUUCACCUACGCCUUCGCCUCCGACAACGGCAUCGAGGCUCAGGUAGCAGGAGCUCCAGGACAGGAAGGACAGAGCAACAUGCAAGGAUUCUACCUCCUGCCCCGUGGAGACGGCAGCUUCGCCCGAGUCGAGUUCGUGGCCAACGAAGUCGGCUUCCAGCCCCAGAGCGACCUCCUGCCCACACCCCACCCUCUCCCAGAACACGUCUACGAACUCCUCCGCAUCGCUGAAGAGCAGAGAGCUCAGGGCAUCACCUUCACCAAGUAAAGCCCAAGUCAAUGUCUCCGUCGUUUUGAAAGGGAGGAAUGGGUUUGAUUUCCUCGUCAGCUGAGGCUUCGGUGGGGAAGAAGAUGCGUUCGAUUCCUUCGUCAGCUGUGGCUCUCAAAAGGAAAAGACUGAUUCUCUCGUCGGCCGCGGCUUUCGUAGGGGACGAAUGUGUUCGAAUCCUUUGAAGGAAGAGUGUGUUCUAUAACUUCGGUAGCUUCGUCAGAUGGGGAGGAUUGAACGAUUCUUCUCUUUUACACUGAUACCCUUCUACUAUUUUACCUCCAGAUAAAACAGCCAAAUUAACACACAGAUACACUUUCAGUUACAGCUGAUUUUACAUGUUUUGUACAGACUCCGUUUCUUAUUCCUUCCUGUGUAUCACUGUUUUUGUCCUGCGUUAUGUAAUAAACUGUUAAAUGGUGCAAUAUG
This is a messenger RNA of Macrobrachium nipponense, 955 nucleotides long. RefSeq names its product cuticle protein AM1159-like. The transcript is spliced from 3 exons. The coding region runs from base 137 to 526 and encodes 129 amino acids. The record is from RefSeq and is a predicted model, not a curated record. NCBI's taxonomy places the organism in Eukaryota, Metazoa, Arthropoda, Malacostraca, Decapoda, Palaemonidae.